GCAGUCUGUCGGUCUGGUUGUAGCAACUGAGACACCUCAGAGGCGGGUACACUUCAGACUCAUCUGCUGUAACACGGUUGUCCUCUGCUUCAGGUACAAUGGCGAAGCGUGUAGCAUUGAUCCUUGCUGGCUGUGGAGUUUAUGAUGGCACUGAGAUCCAUGAAGCUUCUGCCAUAAUGGUACACCUGAGUCGAGCUGGAGCCAAGGUGGAAAUGUUUGCCCCUAAUGCUGAGAUGAUGCACGUGGUGAACCACUGCGAAGGAAAACCAGUGACGGACAAGCGCAACGUGAUGCAGGAGAGUGCCCGCAUCGCUCGAGGAAACAUCACUGACCUGGCCGGGCUGGAUGUAGCUAACUACGAUGCUCUCAUCAUUCCAGGCGGGUUCGGAGCAGCUAAGAAUCUCAGUGACUGGGCCACCAAGGGAAAAGAUUUUUCUGUAAAGCCUCUGGUGGAGAAAAUCAUCAGGAGCUUCCACCAGGCAGGAAAACCUCUGGGAAUGUGCUGCAUCUCUCCAGUACUGGCAGCGAAGGUUCUACCCGGCUGUGAGCUCACCGUGGGUCAUGACCACGAGUGUGAAAAGUGGCCGUAUGCAGGAGUGGCUAAAACCAUGGUGGAGCUCGGCUGUACCCACGUCAAUAAGAACGUGGAGGAAGUUCAUGUGGAUAAGAAAAAUAAACUGGUGACCACCAGUGCCUUCAUGUGCAAUGCCCCAUUACAUCAGGUUUUUGAUGGACUUGGGGUGAUGGUUACUGAAGUUCUUAAACUGGCCUGAUGUGGUGCUGACUUGAUCAUUCAGGCUUUUUAAAAAUCUCAACUACAGCAGUGAAUUAAAACAAUCAUCUUUCUUGCACUAAAAAUAUUUAUUUGUGUGCUUUGUACUCACUGAAAUUGCUUUCACUAAAUUCACUAAAUGUGAUUCUAACGUUUUCACUUCUGUGUAAAAUCCUAAUAAAGUGUUUGCAAUGA
This is a messenger RNA of Trichomycterus rosablanca, 967 nucleotides long. RefSeq lists its product as uncharacterized. NCBI's taxonomy places the organism in Eukaryota, Metazoa, Chordata, Actinopteri, Siluriformes, Trichomycteridae. The coding region runs from base 99 to 773 and encodes 224 amino acids. The transcript is spliced from 5 exons. The record is from RefSeq and is a predicted model, not a curated record.